ACCUGGAGAAGAACUGGGCGAAAAUGAGUCUUCAGAUGAUGAUGAAUCAAUCAACAGAAAACGAAUCAAGAAGCCAAACCUACCCCUGGCGCCUCCUAUAUUUAAAGAGACACCCCGUGAGACUGGCUUUCACAAGACCACAAGGAACUGCCUCCAACACAUCAGGGAGGUCUUGCUGCACCAUAGAUGGCAGGAUGCCGCAGAGUACAUGGCCAGUUACUCACAGACACUGGAGGAUACCACUGCAAACAUGCCACAACUCUACGCUGAGAUAAUUUGGAGGAAAGGCACAGAGAUACUACACCACCAUCCCGAAUCGAAGCUGGAAGACUACAACAGCUUCUAUGAGCGAGUGAAACACUCAGGAGUAAAGCAUUACCUGAAGGUACAUUGUUGCCACGGUUACCCUCAGAGCCCGGGAUGUCGCUGCUCACGAUAAAGAUUGACAAGAUUGGGCUGAAAGAUGCAGGGCAAUGCAUUGAUCCCUACAUGACAGUUAGUGUGAAAGAUGUGAAUGGCAUUGAUUUGAACCCGGUGCAAGACACACCUGUGGCUACCCGAAAGGAGGACACAUACAUUCACUUCAGCGUAGACAUCGAGAUCCAGAGACAUAUCGAGAGACUACCAAAAGGGGUAGCUAUUUUCUUUGAGUUCAAGCACUAUAAACCCAAGAAGGGGUUUACCAGCACAAAAUGUUUUGCCUUCAUGGAAAUGGAUGAGAUCAAACCUGGUCCCAUUGUGAUCGAGUUGUACAAGAAGCCCACUGACUUCAAGAGGAAGAAGCUCCAGCUCCUGACAAAGAAGCCACUCUAUCUCCACCUCCACCAGACGUUGCACAAAGAUUAAUAACCGAGGUCACUGAAUGGAGCACAUCAAGAAAGCAGAAGCACCACAGAAUUCCACUGUAGUCAUCAGACAUCCAACAAAGUUUGGUGUACCUACUGCGUAUCCGCCUCCACUCACAUCAGCAAUACUAAACCCAGCAGGCCCAAAGGCCACACCCUCAACUCUGUCAUAGGAUGGCCCUGGAUGACACAUAUUAACUACAGCGGUGACAACACCCUACUGUAUAAUGCUGCGUUCGUAACCAGGUGGGAGGUGGGAAUUUACCAGUUGUGAAGUCGUAAAUACCAGUUGGACGCAUUCACGUGCUUUGAACUUGUUGAGAAAGGCUGAUUUGUCUAAUGGCCAACAAGCUUCCUAAGCCAUAAACUAAAAGCUAUCAUGCUGGUAAACAAAUGAGUGUUAAAAAACCAUAUUAAUAGAUUGCUUUUUAUAAAUAAGGUUUUGUUGUUGCAUUUAACUGCCGAAAAGGCUGUUAUCCAGGUCAUUUCCUUAAUAGGUGACGUCAGAGGUCAGCAUGUGGGAGAAGUGGGAGCUCAGGAUG
This is a messenger RNA of Coregonus clupeaformis (lake whitefish), 1387 nucleotides long. Its product is annotated as axin interactor, dorsalization-associated protein-like. Gene Ontology annotation, cellular component: membrane. NCBI's taxonomy places the organism in Eukaryota, Metazoa, Chordata, Actinopteri, Salmoniformes, Salmonidae. The transcript has 7 exons. Gene Ontology annotation, biological process: determination of ventral identity. Gene Ontology annotation, molecular function: phosphatidylinositol binding. The record is from RefSeq and is a predicted model, not a curated record. The coding region runs from base 421 to 846 and encodes 141 amino acids.